Messenger RNA from Platichthys flesus (European flounder), 8699 nucleotides. It is a transcript of the gene adgrb2, whose product is annotated as adhesion G protein-coupled receptor B2. NCBI's taxonomy places the organism in Eukaryota, Metazoa, Chordata, Actinopteri, Pleuronectiformes, Pleuronectidae. The record is from RefSeq and is a predicted model, not a curated record. Gene Ontology annotation, molecular function: G protein-coupled receptor activity. The coding region runs from base 193 to 5241 and encodes 1682 amino acids. Gene Ontology annotation, biological process: peripheral nervous system development; negative regulation of angiogenesis; adenylate cyclase-activating G protein-coupled receptor signaling pathway. Gene Ontology annotation, cellular component: plasma membrane. The transcript has 34 exons.
CCUCGCAGUGAACAUUCGCUGGGGGAGAAGGAUCAGCGCAGCAGCGAGGAUGAAUGAAUGAUAGUCUCCCUCGCCAACCGAGACUUGCCAUGGAUGGGAAACUUAAUUUGUUUCCACGGAACCGAUCGGGGAUUAGCCGUCGCAUCAAAUAACUAGGCUACUGCUGACAGCGACCAGGACUAAUGUCAUAGGAUGAACACUGCUAGUGGGGUGUGUCUGUCUGUGCUGUCCUCUCUCCUGGCCGUGGCUGGGGCUCUGGCUGCCGUGUCUGCCCUCGCUCUAGCGCCUCUCUCUGCCCUGGCUGAGGCUGCCUAUGGGGCUGCUGAUGGCGUCCCCAGCACCGGGGCAGAGGGGGCCCCCUCACCCGUCUCCACAACAUGCUCCAGCCUUGUAGCUGGGGUGCUCUACGGGUCUUUCUCCCUACGGGAGCUGUUCCCCUCCAGGGCGCCAGGCUGUUCCUGGUCCCUGGAAAACCCGGAUCCCACAAAGUAUUCCCUCUACCUCCGCUUCACCCGCCACCCUAUCAUAUGUCGGACACACUCCCCCAUGCUCCUCUCCCUCGACCACCAUCUAUCGAAUCAAAGCUGCCCCCUGCAUUUACAGUCGGACGCUGCCAGGGAUCAGGAAGUCAUUGAUCUCUGUGGCAGCCAAUCCAACUCAGAUGGAACUUACUCCUUCCUACAGUUUGAUAAAAACUUUGUCCAAUUGUGUCUCACGAGACACCCAGCUGCUGAUGAGCCUCAGGUAACCAAGGAAUUGCUGGAGCUGAGGCUAGUGGAGGUGUUGCUCAUUAACAACGAGAACUCCAGUCAGUUCACCUGCGGCGUGCUCUGCCGAUGGUUCGAGGAGUGUUUACGUACAGGACACAACGGAGAUCGGGAGGUUUCCGACGCGGACGGUUGCGGGAUGACCCAGACGGGAUGUAUCUGUCCGAACCACAACAUCAUGGCGCCGCCUGUUCCGCUGCUCCCUGAGACGCCCCACAGCUUCAGCAAUGGUUCGCUGGUUCCAGAUGACUGCUGUGUCACCGAGCUGCAUUCCAACGAUGCCAUCGCGAUAGCACCCAGAGAUGUCCGACAAGAUCCGUAUGACGAUGAUCUAAAGGUGAAGACACAGAGACCACGAUCAGCAGACCAGCCAGGUGUGUUUCAGGCACAAACAGGUGACCCUGCAGCAGAGGAGUGGUCACAGUGGAGUGUGUGUUCGCUCACGUGCGGGCAGGGCUGGCAGGUGAGGACGCGCUCGUGCGUUUCUUCGCCCUACGGGACGCUGUGCAGCGGGGCCCUGAGGGAAACACGCAUGUGCAACAACACGGCUCCCUGUCCUGGAGACCCUGGCAUCACAGGCUCAGUGGAGGGCCAGUGGCUUGAGUGGGCGCCGUGGUCCAAGUGCAGCGUGACGUGCAACACGGGAACCCAGGAGCGGCAGAGACGCUGCAGCUCGUCGGUGCACGGCUGGGCUGAAUGUAAGGGCCCCCAUCAGGAGAGCAGGGACUGCGUCAACCCUUCAUGUGGUGGUGGAGGUAACUGGGGCAGCUGGAACCACUGGAGUCUCUGCAGCAAGACAUGUGACUCGGGUUGGCAGCGUCGUUUCAGGAUGUGCGAGGGCGCCGGUGCACAGGGCUACCCCUGUGAUGGCUCAGGAGAGGAGGUUCGCUCCUGCAACGAGAAGAAGUGCCCUGCUCCACAUGAGAUAUGUAAAGAUGAGCACCUUCUCUCGAUGUCCUGGAAGAGAGCCUCAGCUGGAGAAACCGUCUACAACAAGUGUCCUACUAACGCCACUGGAUCUGCUAGUCGUCGUUGCAUGCUGGACAUUACUGGAGUUGCUUUCUGGGGUCCUCCGAGCUUCGCCAGAUGCGUCUCACUUGAAUUUAGAUAUUUACAUUUAACUUUACGAGAGCAUCUUGCGAAGGGUCAGAGGACCCUGGCCGGGGAGGGCAUGUCUCAGAUCGUAAGGACUCUCCUGGAGCUCUUUCAGAGGAGGAGCUACUACAGUGGCGACCUUCUCUUUUCCACGGAGAUCCUGCGAAAUGUGACGGACACCUUCAAAAGAGCAACCUACAUCCCAGCUCCCGACGACGUGCAGAAAUUCUUCCAGAUAGUCAGUCACAUGUUGGACAUGGAAAAUCUAGAGAAAUGGGAGGACGCUCACCAGGUCGCUCCCGGUGCCGCUUUGCUGAUGAGGACCGUCGAGGAUUUCAUUCACCUCAUUGGCGAAGCCCAGAAGCCUUUUCAGAGUUUUCUGGUGGUUACAAACAACCUCAUGAUAACCAUCCAACGAGAGCCGGUGUCAGCAGUUUCCAGUGAUAUCAACUUCCCCAUGAGGGGCCGGAGGGGGAUGAAGGACUGGGCUAGAACCGCAGAGGACAAGCUCUUCAUCCCUAAAGAGGUCUUCACCAUCCCUACAGAAGAGACAGAGGCAGAUUCGGAGUUGACAUUGUACUACGUCAUUGGAGCCAUCUUGUACCGGACGUUGGGCGUCAUCCUGCCUGUGCCAAAUCCCCCUGCGGUGAUCAACUCCAAGAUCCUGACAGUGACAGUGCGUCCUGAGCCGCAGCCCAGCGAGCCCAUGGUGGUGGUGGAGCUGUCACAAAUUUUAAAUGGUACAUCAGAUCCUCAGUGCGUUGUCUGGGACUACGGCAACCCGGAAGCUGGCGCGGAAAACUGGGGCACAGAAGGCUGCCAAACGCUCGCGUCAACCGCUGUCCACACCAAAUGCCUGUGCAGCAGGAUAUCCACCUACGCCGUGUUAGCGCAGCAAGCUAAAGACCCGGACAUGGGUCCUUCCAGCAUACCCUCCAUGCCCCUGAUGGUAGGCUGUGGAGUGUCCUGCUCAGCCCUGCUUAUCCUGCUGCUAAUCUACGCUGCCUUCUGGAGGUACAUCCGUUCGGAGAGAUCGAUCAUCCUGGUGAAUUUCUGCUUCUCCAUCCUGGCCUCCAAUUUGUUGAUUUUGGUUGGACAAUCUCAAACGCUUAGCAAGGGCCUCUGCACUGUGACCGCCGCGUUCCUGCAUUUCUUCUUCUUGGCGUCCUUCUGCUGGGUGCUGACAGAAGCGUGGCAGUCCUACCUGGCCGUCAUCGGCAAAAUGAGGUCUCGGCUCAUUCGCAAGCGUUUCCUGUGCCUCGGCUGGGGUCUUCCCGCCCUCGUUGUAGCAGUGUCGGUGGGUUUCACCAGGGCAAGAGGUUACGGCACAGCCAGCUACUGCUGGCUAUCCUUGGAGGGCGGCCUGCUUUAUGCCUUCGUUGGACCUGCUGCCGUCAUUGUCUUGGUGAAUAUGCUCAUUGGAAUUGUGGUGUUUAACAAGCUCAUGUCUCGAGACGGCAUCUCCGACAAGUCUAAAAAGCAGCGAGCGGGUGUCCCGGCGGAGGCGCGGAGCCGACUGCUCCUGAAAUGCUCCAAGUGUGGCGUGAUCUCGAGCACCGCGCUGUCCAGCUCGACUGCCAGCAGUGCCAUGGCGUCUCUGUGGAGCUCCUGUGUGGUUCUCCCUCUCUUAGCGUUAACCUGGAUGUCAGCCGUGUUGGCCAUAACUGACCGGCGCUCCACACUCUUCCAGGUCCUUUUCGCCGUCUUCGACUCCGUCCAAGGUUUCGUCAUCAUCACCGUCCACUGUGCGAUGCGCCGGGAGGUGCAGGACGCGGUGCGCUGUCGGAUGGGGGGAUGCAAAGACGACAGCGAGAACUCACCCGACUCCUGCAAGAACGGACAGGUGCAGAUCAUGAGAGGUCCAAAUGUGAGCUACUGUGGCCAGCAGGGCGGCUCCCUGCGUUACGGCACCCCCCCGUGCCUCUCGGCUUGCCAGGCGCAGACGCUCCCGCCGUCGUGCCACCAGGCAUGCCAGCAGGGCUACCACAGUCUACCCCGCGGCAACCAUAUCCCCGGGCUAGACCACGGCCACGCCACGCAAAGCCAUGCUCAUCAGCAUAGCCCCAUCCUGAACAAUACCCACAACCAUGCUCACAACCAUAACCACGCCCACAACCACAUCGGCGGCCAACGAACGGACUUCGAGAAGGACGUGGACUUGGCGUGUCAAACAGAAAGAGGACACCCAUUCAUUUUCAAGGAGGUGAAUACCUGUAACCCAGCCACCAUCACCGGGACCCUUUCCCGCAUCUCUCUGGAUGACGAGGAGGAUCCCAAGUUGGCAGCCCAUCAGGAUGGGGGAGUCGGAGUCAACUUCAGCUCCCUCCCCGGGAACAUUCCCCCUCCCAACAUGAUUGUACAGGUUCCAACACUAGGCGGCCUCAACGAGCUGAGCGAGACGCCCCUGAAGAAGGAGGUGAACGUGGACCAGCAGAGACAGCAGGGGCAGCAGCGCAGCGGUGCUCAAAUCUACCUGUGCACUGAGAGCGGCCUGGGCUGGGCGCGCCCGCCGGCUUCCUCCAACAACUCCCAGGAUGGAAGUGCUGGGAGUGGAGGGAGUGCGGGAGGAGGAAGUGGUGGAGGAGGGGAGGGAGACUACAUGGUCUUACCUCGUCGGACGGUCAGUCUCAAGCCCCCGGCCCUGGGCCUGGGGGGCGAGGAUAAGCCUCUCAACAUCGCGGUGGAAGAUCCUCCCUUCCCCCCGCCUCCCUCUCCCCUGACCCUCCACCCAGCUGAGAGCGAGGCCUACCCGGUAGAUUUUGUCCAGUCCAGUGUGGGAGACAUGAACAUCACCAUGAACCUCAAUCGCUCCUAUGGGACGAUCAAAACCAUGCCCCACGGGCACGCCCACAUGAUGGCGCCGGGUGGUCUUGUACACUCCCACGGAGGACACAUGCACUCCCACGGGCAUUCACUCCAGCUGAAGCAGGGCCACAGGCCGUCAGUCAGACAGAUUCUGACGGGGGGAUCAACGGUGGAGAGAACCAGGACCCUGCCACGUAACCUGGGCAGCACCAACGCCAACACCAACCUCUCAGCAGGAUCCCUGGAGAGGAAAAGAGUUCGGUACUCUGAGCUGGACUUUGAGAAAGUGAUGCACACUCGCAAAAGACAUUCUGAGCUGUACCAUGAGCUCAACCACUCGUCCAAGUUCCACACCAUAGACAGGUAUAGCAGGGACGCAGCCAUGUCCACAUUCAAGGACAAGUCAACCCCAGAGGACCAGAGCUCCUGGGACAGCUUCAAGACCAUGACCCCCGAGCUGUCCAUCGUGCCUGGGGAGCAGAAGGACCGGAUGGAGCUGCACAAUAAGAACUGGGACUCCUCUUCUGCCAACACACCCGACUCAUCCGAGGGAGACUUCCAGACUGAAGUGUGAAGACGCACAGAUGAACACACAAACUUAAAAACACACGCUCUCAUUCCGAGACAUAGUACCGAUGCACACAGAAAUACUGAACCUCUGAGAUGCUUGACAAAAGUAUAUGGUUCUUGGCAGAGACCUCACAAACACACACACACACACACACACACACACACACACAUGCACACAGUGCUCCCCGUCUCCUGCAAUGUGCUCUGUCGGAUCCCGAAACUGUAUUUGUUUACUUCUGCAGUGGACAGACAUGGAAAGAAGACUGUUCUACACUAUAUUUUCGCAAAGACUAUUGAAAAGAAAGAACAGGAGCUCGACACAGUCUGUGGUCGAGGAAAACAUUUUUAAACGGACUACAGAAAAAAAAACACAGUGAAAAAAACUAUUUCUGAGAAAAGUUGUCUUGAUUUUAUUCCGGAGAAAAAAAGAAAAAUCUCUGUCAAUUGUUUGAUGAUUUUGGGGGUGAAAAAAAAAACAAAGAAGAAGAAUAUUUCUGCAUCGUUCUGUUCUUUUUAUAGCGAGGGGAAGAAAAUCCCACUGAGGUUUCUCACACUGGUAGCCCCCCCCCAGGCAACCUGCUCUCGUUUAUUUCCUGUUCCCUUCUAAUGGGUGAAGACAGCAUUCAAUCUCUCAGUCUUGCCCUUUUUUUCUUUUCUUUUCAUAUUUUUUCGAUGGAGGGGAAUGGGGGGGGGGGGGGGGGCAGGUUAACGCUGCUCAUGAUUUGCCAUCCUCUUUGCUUUUUACAAGGUUCCAGUUCAACAAUCCAUCCACAUCCUCUUCGUCAACAUUGUACCUCCCCCCCAACCCCCCAACCCCUCCUUAUUUUGUGUAUUUUCUUAAUAUUACCUCCCCGAUGGUUUGAAACUUUUAAUGAAAAAAUAAUACGAUUGAAACAAAUAACUACAAACUGAGUUGUGUUCUAUGGUAUAACUGUUGAAGAAGAAUUUAUUUUCAGACUGUUUUUUUUGUUCUUUCUUCCUAAUUUCCUGUGAGAAUAAACCCACGUGGAACUUAAAAAACAUGAUUUAGGACACACGCAGCACAAAAAUAUGAGAUUGCUUUCUGGCGGUAAUGUGCGCCGCAUGUUAUCCAGCCGUGAGGGGAAAGAAGGAUAGUGAUCGUCAUGCAGAUUCUCGCAUCUUCCUCCUUUAUUUUUUUUCUCCCCCACUGCUCGCAGAUAAAGGCCUUUAAAGAUUGCAGCAUCGGAAUCCAUUCCAGCCAUCACCAAUCACAGUGAUGCCAGAAAAAGAUGAUAUCUCAGUCACUUUCGGCGCGAAUUGAAUCUGUGCCGGCGCCGCGCGACAUCUCUCAUUCCUCAAAAACGUAUCACUCGCAGUGAAGUAUUGAUCCGGUUAGCGGCAAACUCUUUCCUUCUUUCUGUAAGAUCGUAAAAACCUAGCACGACUUCUAAGUCUGCUUUGCUCAUCCUUCCAAUCUAGCGUCGAACUACACAGGAGGCAUGACAUCUUGAUGAUAGCAGUGGAGCCUGUUGUGUAACACCCCGAUCACAUGGCUCCCUCUCUGUGUGGUUGUAUGUAGAGCUUGUGAGCACAGCAGCUGCCAAAAGAGAGAGACAGAUAGGACGACAGAGAGGUGACACACUGAAGGGGGGAGGAAACAUAACUGGUGGUGAUUCUUCUGUCUUGACAUUAUACAUCUUCGACUUCAGUCGCUACGAAAGGGCAACCCGUUUCCUGCUGUUGCUACAUUAGCAAGUAAAGUCCUCCAACACACUGAGAGAGAGUCAGAGUGCAGGACGAAUUCACAUGAUCAAUCAAAAUGUGCUGUACAAAUUUUAGGUUAAGGCAAAAAGGAAUAUGAUACAGUGAUAAACAGUAAGGCACAGUCACUAGAAAAGACAUGAACAACAAAACGAACGUGCAAAAGUGUAAAACAGAAAACAAAGUUUCAUCAAUGAAUGAUAUAAAUAUUAAAUACUAAUAUUAGAUCUACUAAAUCCCAUUUAAAGAAAAAGUGUCAACCUAUGUAUGUAUUUAAAAACAUAGAUUUUUGUUUUGAGCAUUAUUGGGAUCCUGAUAACGUUAUUUAAGACAGAAGCUGCAUACAAACAACUUUCAUGCAAACUUUGGACAGCAAGAGAUAGGAGAGGGAUUGAAAUUAGGCCUUUUCAACAAGAGGUUGAACUAUUCCUGUAAAACACGAUGGGAAAGUUAAAUAUGCAAGAAAUAUAUAUUUCUGAUACAAAAAUUGUAUCAUCUGACAAUGUCCCACACUUUCUUUAUAAGGGAGCCAUUGUUCUUUCAUACAGUUGGGUCCAAAAGUCUUGAAUGGACCAACACUUGAAUGGGAAAGUGGGGAUGGUCCAACAAUGGUACCUUUAUUCCUUUUUCAUUCUUUGUUCAAAGAGGCUCCCAUUAAUCCUAGAGUCUAAAGAAAGAGAUGAUACAGUUUAAGACCGGGUGGAAUAAGAAAUAAGUGCAAGAGAACCUCGUAUUCAAGGAAAGAAGAUCCCGAAAAUAUAUAGCGAAAAAUCAUUGAGUCAGGCAGAGCAGCAGAUUAAGUCGUGGGGGUGCUCAAAACAGUAAUUAUCCGGGGAUGGUGAUUUGUCCUGACAUUUUCCAAUGCAGACCUCGAACCAUCUGUUUAAAGAUCCCUGAUGUGGUAGUAGUGUGGCGCAGCGCAGAUGGCGAGACAAGAGUGCGGCCCAGCUAACCUUUCAAGCUAAUCAGCUGAUGGGCGAACCUACAGUAGCGUCCUCCUGCGAGGGGAGGUGAGCUGUACGCCCCAGGAUGCCGAGCUCGGGUCACAUUCACCCGACCUUCUGCAUACAGUGUGUCCACACUGGUCUGCCAGCUGCGUGGCCCCGGUCAGAGAAAUUAUGAGAUUCGAAGGAAAGAAUUAAGGAAGGAAGGAAGGAAGGAAGGAAGGAAGGAAGGAAUGAAGGAAGGAAGGAAGGAAGGAAGGGUGGAUUACGUGCAUUAUAUUAUUUUGUUGCAUCAGGGAUAUUUUCCAUAUAUUCCUCUGUCCUCAUUGUGUGUCUUCAAGCUUAGUGAGAACUGGAAAUGUACCUUUCAUCUUCCACAACGGUAAGUGUGAUGCUGUUCGACUGAUGGAGGCUGAAAUUAUUGAUUAUUUAAGUGUGCCACUAAAACCAAGGACCACCUGGCAACUUGUGUUCUAUGAGAAACGAUGGUGGGAUUAACGUGUCAUUCCGAGUGUGUCAAUCUUGUUUUUAUUUUUAUUUAGAGGCCGAAACUCAGAAAUAAAUAUGAAACACUGAAGUCAAUUUGCAAGUUAAGUCUGGGGUGAACGGCAAAUUUGAGAACAUUCAAUGCUCACCUUCACCUCCACCCUUCUUUCUCCAACACAUAGGUGUAAACCGACUUGCUCCACCACUCCAGUUGAUUUAUUACUGAAAAACCCCUCCUUUUCCUUCUCUCCCUCAUUUUUGUUCUUUUUAUACAUAAGAUUGUACAAAGUAGUCCUCUAAUGUUUUCAUA